GAGAUAAAUCCAAACAAAACGAGUGCACUCAUCAAUAAAACUAACAUAGUAUUUGAAACCUUUGUGAGAAGUGAUGGGUGCAGGUCCCUAAAGAUCAGAAUGGAUCACAUCAAAAGGUUUGUGAUUGUGUGCAGUGGAAGACAAAAAUGGGAGCCAGCAAGAAGGUGCAGCAGUUGGUCAUUUUCGGCUAACCUUUGGCCUGCUGCAGCAAGAAGAUCACAUAUGCCCUUAACCUUGUUGAAAUAUUCUCUCAUUUUGGUGCUGCCUUUCUUGAGAGUCUGCAACUCAAGUUUGAGUUGCAUUUGUUUGGCAAGGCUAUGGCUUGCAAAGCUUGUUUUCAGAGUAUCCCAGAUCUCUCUCGAGCUGUUUAGACCAACAGUGGAUAUCAGCACAUUUUCAGACAAAGAAGAUAAGAGCCAUGAUGCAAUAAGUUGGUCCUGCUUCACCCAGUUCAAGAAGGCUUUGUUGAUUGAUGGCUCAUUUGUAUCUGGAUCUGUAAUGAUCUUGUAUGGUAUGGCAGUUUCUCCUGUGAGAUAUCCAAGCAGUCCAUAUCCUCUGAUGGAAGUGAGGAUUUGCUCAAGACUGAAACUGUUUGUGAUGGAUGUGAUUAUGCAGAGCAUGAGGAAGCCAAAGCUAUUCUGGGUGUCGGCCGGAGCCCCUCUACUCUCUGUCAUCAUCUCAACAUUGCUCGUUUUCGCAUUCAGAGCUCAAAACCAUGGAAUUAGUGUAAUUGGGAAAUUACAAGAAGGGUUAAAUCCUCCUUCAUGGAACAUGCUGCAUUUUCAUGGUAACUAUUUGGGACUCGUAAUCAGAACCGGGCUUGUCACCGGCAUCAUUUCACUCACGGAAGGAAUUGCAGUAGGAAGGACUUUUGCGGCACUAAAGAACUACCAAGUGGAUGGAAACAAGGAGAUGAUUGCCAUCGGGCUAAUGAACAUAGUCGGAUCAACCACCUCUUGCUACGUAACAACCGGUGCGUUUUCACGGUCGGCCGUGAACCACAAUGCAGGCUGCAAAACAGCACUCUCCAACAUAAUAAUGGCAGUGACUGUGAUGGUGACCCUCCUCUUUCUGAUGCCUCUUUUUCAGUACACGCCAAACGUGGUAUUAGGGGCCAUCAUCGUGACAGCUGUCGUCGGCCUUAUAGACUUCCCAGCCGCCUGCCAAAUUUGGAAAGUAGACAAAUUUGAUUUUCUUGUCAUGCUCUGUGCCUUUUUCGGGGUUCUCUUUAUCUCUGUACAGGAUGGCCUAGCCAUCGCGGUGGGAAUAUCUAUAUUCAAGAUCUUGCUUCAGAUCACGAGACCGAAAACAGUGAUGCUAGGGAAUAUACCGGGCACCGACAUUUAUCGAAAUCUAGAUCAGUACAAAGAAACAGUUAGUGUGCCCAAGUUUCUGAUCCUCAGCAUUGAAGCUCCCAUUAACUUUGCUAAUACCACAUAUCUUAAAGAAAGGAUUACAAGAUGGAUAGAAGAAUACAAAUCGUCGCCCGAGGAUGAGAAUGGUAAAAAGAAGGCAGAACUGAAGUUUGUGGUUCUUGAUUUAUCUGCUGUGAGUGCGAUCGAUACGAAUGGAGUUGCAUUUUUCAAAGAUUUGAGGAUGACAAUGGAAAAGAAGCAUCUGGAGCUUGUGCUGGUAAAUCCACUUGGUGAGGUGAUCGAAAAAUUACAGCGUGCAGACAAUGCAAAAGAGUAUGAAAGGGCUGAUUGUCUGUUCUUGACUGUUGGUGAAGCAGUUUCUUUUCACCUCCAAAAUGUGAAGUCAUUCGUCUAA
Molecule: messenger RNA, 1770 nt
Organism: Striga hermonthica
Lineage: Eukaryota; Viridiplantae; Streptophyta; Magnoliopsida; Lamiales; Orobanchaceae
Source: the annotation of a GenBank genome assembly